AUGGUAUACCUAAGAAAGGAAAAGGAAGGCCAUUUGCAAACACUUCUACGCCCUUUCAUUACAUCUAAACCAAAUGUGCAAUAUAGGAAUGAACUUGUUACAGCUACAGAUGGAGGACAGAUUUCCCUGGACUGGUUUGAUAAUGACAAUAGCAUACAGUACCCUGAUUCCAGCACCAGACCUACUGUCCUAUUGCUGCCUGGCCUCACAGGAACAAGCAAGGAAUCAUAUAUUCUUCAUAUGAUUCAACAGAGCAAAACACUGGGAUACAGGUGUGUGGUUUUUAACUAUCGAGGAAUUGCUGGUGAAAAUCUCUUGGUAAGAAUUGCUCUUAAGUAAAGUAAGAACAUUGAGCAAAUGUAAUGUAGUGAGUAUAACUGAAAGAACGUUACCAUUCUUUACGUGUUGAAAAACUUAAUUCCUUGGUGAUUUUUCUAAAUUUAUUUUUAUUUAUCAAAUUUUGAAAUUACCAUCUCCCUCAGGAGGACUCUGGGUAGUAUAUAAAAUGGACAAAAAUGACAAGUAUGAUUAAGAAAUCAAUGUUAAAUGUGGAUUAACAGGUGGGAGGACAAUGUUCAGGGAAUUAAUCAUCUGUGUGUUCCUCUGUGAGCUUUAAGCAAGGCUGCAGUGUUUUGAAAGGCCAGGAGAGUAAAAGCCCCACCUCACCUUUUGUGGGGGCAAUGUUCCAGAGAAUUGUAUUUAUUGUGAAUCUAUGUUUAAGCUUGUUAAAACCUUCUAAGCUAGAGCAGCAGUGUUUGUUAGCUGGAGAUAAUGGCAGAAUUUCAACAGCAGAAAGAAACGUUAAGUCUGCAAAAGAUAUUCUCAGAAUUAUAGAAAUUAUCAAAUACAUAUGAGGAUAGAGAAGAAGUUGGAAGAGUUAGACCAUCUAACAGUAAAAUAUGAUGAAGAAGUUGG
This is a messenger RNA of Thamnophis sirtalis, 915 nucleotides long. The record is from RefSeq and is a predicted model, not a curated record. NCBI's taxonomy places the organism in Eukaryota, Metazoa, Chordata, Lepidosauria, Squamata, Natricidae.